Pseudomyrmex gracilis is the source of this 2608-nucleotide messenger RNA. RefSeq lists its product as uncharacterized. Gene Ontology annotation, molecular function: protein binding. The record is from RefSeq and is a predicted model, not a curated record. Bases 248 to 1834 code for a protein of 528 amino acids. Lineage: Eukaryota; Metazoa; Arthropoda; Insecta; Hymenoptera; Formicidae. Gene Ontology annotation, cellular component: nucleus. The transcript has 7 exons. Gene Ontology annotation, biological process: double-strand break repair; melanocyte differentiation.
AGAUGAUUUUCUUAUGCGUUGUGCAAAAGCUGUCAUUAUAAAUGACCAAUUAUUCGAAUGCGUCGAUUGGUCAAUUUUUUUCAUCCAGCAUCGUAGAAACAAGCCUUAACAUAAAUACAAACCUAUUUCCCAACCUCAAAACUUGUCAUUUUUAACAAACAAGGUAUUGUUUUGCACAUAACGUAAAAAUAAAUAUUUUUUUAUCAGGAUUUCAAGUGACGACUGUCUAUUUAAUAUUAAUCUAAAAAUGCUUUCGUCAAAUUAUCGCGAUAAAGACAUGAUUUGGAAAAGUAUCAAAGUAAAUGACAAAGUACAUAUGAUUUGUUUUGCAAAAGAGAACGAAUCGUGGAAAGUUCUCUUGACAGAUCUCGCAGAAAUUUGGACGGAAACUUUGACAGAUGAAACUAUGUUUCACAAAUGUCAGACUCUGAAUCCUCUCUUAAACUUUCAAGCUUUGGAUUGGAAGAAACAAAUAAUGGAUAUGUUGAACAACAUUCCUGAAAAUAAAACUACAUGUAGUUUAACAGAUACUGCGUAUCGGAUAGAGCUAGUGUACCCUAUUAAACUGCAAAAAAAUUUCGCAAAAUUAAAGUUUGUAUUAGAUCUUCUCAAAGGAACAUCACAGCAAUUUUGGGAAGCUGUAACUAUGCCUCUUUGCUUGUCGUCAAUGGAAUUAAAUCAACGGUAUGAGAUACUGUUAGAUUUGGUAAAACAGAAGGAUGAAGAAAUUGCAGAAUAUAAAGCGGGAGGAGCUGAGUUGAUUAGAGAGCAUAUUGCUACAAAGCCAUUCAGUGAACAAUUAUUUCAUACUAAGGCUGCUGCACCAGCUGAUUUUAUAAAAGCCUUUCAAUCUGUACUUGGUUUUUACAAUGCAAUGAGCUUGCCAAAGCAAGAAAAAUCAGAGUCCGAAAUAUCUUUGAACAGCGCAGUAUACGACAAUAGCUAUGAUGAUACGGUAAAGACCGAUAGAAACGUCACUUCCACAUCAUCUAAGAGCAAAUGCACACAACAGGAUAAACAAAUGUGCUCGAAAGUCGAAAAGAAAUGCGAGACAGGUUUAUCUACCAGCAAAACAUCGAUUCUGAAAUCGAGCAGUAUUUCUCACAUGAUACAGAAAACUAAGAAGACCAGAAAAACCUUCAGCGACUGGCAGAGAGCGGAAAAGAUUCCCAGCGGACUGGUGGGAAUUGUCGGUCACAACUGUCUCGGUCUGGAUCUCUCCUACAACGAAUUAAUCUCCGUUUCCGGUGUGAGAGAUUUCGAACACCUUGAAGAACUAAUCUUGGACAAUAACAAACUCAGCGACCUCAAAACACUCCCACAUCUGCCGACUCUGACCACUUUGAGUUUGAAUAACAAUAAGAUAUCCAACAUCGACAAAGCCCUCGACAGAAUACGAGAAUGUUGCCCAAACAUACAAUAUGUGAGUCUUCUUGGCAAUCCCGGCUGUCCGGAUCAGCUGAGCAAUCCGACAAUCACUGACGACGACGAUUACGAGCGCUACAGACUUUACGCGAUUCACAUCUUACCUUCGAGUCUUCGUUUCUUGGAUUCCCGGAAAGUCACUCGAGAAGAAAGACUCAACGCUAAAGCUCGCGGCAGAUAUUCCAAAACAGUCAAACUUGUCCCAGAACUACUUUGCAAGUUUAUACCCAGCUCGAAUCAAACCGGCAGCGACGAAUUUGACGACAUAUAUUUCAACAUCCAUUACACACCGUUGCCGAAUUCGAUGCGCAGUCCUCAAGAUCACAAAGGUGUAUACGGCAAAUGCAAGUAUCGUUACUCCGGCAAAAACUCGGAAGGCAACCGAUUCAUUCGCAAUAACGAUCUUUAGUCAAGGAUUACGUGUUAACGUGGCUUACACACAAAUAAAACGUAUGAUUUUUCUAGUCAGAUAAUCGGAAAAUUUUCAUGUCAUUAACAUUUUUUUUACUUGAAUUUUAUAUAGUGCGCAAUUAAUAGUCCAGACUAUGAUCCAGACAUCACAUGUUUCUAAAAAACGACUAAAAAGCGACUUAAAAAUGUCUGAUUCUCUUUUAGAUAUCCUUUAAGAGAAGAGAUGCUUUUUGGUUUUUUUUUUGUGCUGUUUGGGAAUAUCGACUUACAACGGUGAAAAUAAUACUUGAUUAUUAUCACAAUAAUUAUUGCUAAAACAUGUGUAUGUACGGUUGUAAUUAAUUAGUUUGUACGCAUAAUGACUUUACUUCCACAUGUACUUUCUUGGAAUUUUGCUUUGAUCUUUUAAAGACGUUAAUAUUUUUAUACAGUGAAUAAAUUAUAAGAGACGUGCAAAUAAAUGUAUAAAACUUUUAUUAUCAUGUACACCGACGAGCGACACAUAUAAAUAGGAUCUGAAUCUCUAAAUUUUAACAUUACACUUCGUAACAUUAAGUGCUAACUGGACUCUCUAACAUAUACAUAAAGUAACUGGGAGACUUUAUCGAGAUAUAUAGAAAACGCCAACGACUUAUUGUGUAAAAAAUCUUCGACUUUCUAUUCCGCUAUUGGUCCGUAAAAUCGCACGAUGUAUUAUUAUCGCAACAACACUAAAUUUAAGUAUUUUGAGAAUGUAAAUUAUAUAUAUGUAUAAUAUAGAUGUAUUUCAGAA